Sus scrofa (pig) is the source of this 1821-nucleotide messenger RNA. The record is from the annotation of a RefSeq genome assembly. NCBI's taxonomy places the organism in Eukaryota, Metazoa, Chordata, Mammalia, Artiodactyla, Suidae.
AUAAACCCAUUCGCCUCACUCACAUUAACCACACUAAUUAUUCUAACCAUCCCAAUUAUAAUAUCCAACUCAAACAUCUACAAAACUAACCUUUACCCUAACUACGUAAAAACCACCGUAUCCUACGCCUUCACUCUCAGCCUAGUCCCCUUACUAAUAUUUAUACACACAGGCCAAGAAAUAAUCAUUUCAAACUGACAUUGAAUAACCCUACAGACCGUAGAACUCUCUCUUAGCUUUAAAAUAGACUAUUUCUCAGUAAUAUUCAUUCCCGUAGCACUAUUCGUCACAUGAUCAAUUAUAGAAUUCUCCAUAUGAUACAUACACUCAGACCCCUUCAUCAACCGAUUCUUUAAAUACCUAGUACUAUUCUUAAUCACUAUAAUAAUCCUCGUAACCGCCAACAACCUCUUCCAACUAUUUAUCGGAUGAGAAGGCGUAGGAAUUAUAUCAUUCCUGCUAAUUGGAUGAUGACACGGACGAACAGACGCCAACACAGCUGCACUACAAGCAAUCCUAUACAACCGCAUCGGAGACAUUGGAUUUGUCCUAUCCAUAGCAUGAUUCCUAACCCACUCAAACGCAUGAGAUCUUCAACAAAUCUUUAUACUAAACAAUGAAUGCCCAAACAUACCAUUAAUCGGCCUACUCCUAGCUGCAGCAGGAAAAUCAGCUCAAUUCGGACUACAUCCCUGAUUGCCCUCAGCAAUAGAAGGCCCAACUCCCGUAUCAGCAUUACUACACUCCAGUACAAUAGUAGUAGCAGGGGUAUUUCUACUCAUCCGCUUCUACCCCUUAAUAGAAACUAACAAACUAGUUCAAACUAUAACACUAUGCCUAGGAGCUAUCACCACCUUAUUUACAGCACUAUGUGCAAUCACACAAAAUGAUAUCAAAAAAAUCGUAGCCUUCUCAACUUCAAGCCAACUAGGCUUGAUAAUAGUGACAAUCGGCAUCAACCAACCCCACCUAGCAUUUCUUCACAUCUGCAUGCACGCUUUCUUCAAAGCAAUACUAUUCAUAUGCUCCGGAUCCAUUAUCCACAGCCUCAAUGACGAACAAGACAUCCGAAAAAUAGGCGGACUGUAUAAAGCAAUACCAUUCACAACAACAGCACUAAUUAUUGGAAGCCUGGCAUUAACAGGAAUGCCUUAUCUCACAGGAUUCUACUCAAAAGACCUUAUCAUUGAAGCAGUAAAUAUAUCCUACACAAACGCCUGAGCCCUACUAAUAACAUUAAUUGCCACAUCCCUAACCGCUGCCUACAGCACUCGAAUUAUCUUCUUUGCAUUCCUAGGGAAACCACGUUUCCCACCCCUAGUCCUAAUUAAUGAAAAUAACCCCCUACUAAUUAACUCUAUUAAACGCCUUUUAAUCGGAAGCAUUUUCGCUGGCUUUAUCAUCUCCAACAACAUCCCACCAAUAACAGUACCAAACACAACAAUACCCCUUUACAUAAAAAUAACAGCCCUAAUCGUAACCAUCAUAGGAUUCAUACUAGCCCUAGAGCUAAACAACACAACCUACUACCUGAAAUUUAAAUACCCCUCACAAACAUACAAAUUUUCCAACAUACUAGGAUAUUAUCCCUCCAUCAUACACCGCCUACCAACAUACCACAACCUAUCUAUAAGCCAAAAAUCCGCAUCAUCAUUACUAGACUUAAUUUGACUAGAAACUAUUCUACCAAAAACAACCUCUUUCAUCCAAAUAAAAAUAUCAAUCAUAGUAUCAAAUCAAAAAGGCCUAAUCAAACUAUACUUUCUCUCCUUCCUAAUCACUAUUAUAAUCAGCAUAACACUAUUUAAUUACCACGAGUAA